Messenger RNA from Acanthopagrus latus (yellowfin seabream), 5036 nucleotides. It is a transcript of the gene smc3, whose product is annotated as structural maintenance of chromosomes 3. Gene Ontology annotation, molecular function: double-stranded DNA binding; protein binding; ATP binding. NCBI's taxonomy places the organism in Eukaryota, Metazoa, Chordata, Actinopteri, Spariformes, Sparidae. Gene Ontology annotation, biological process: mitotic sister chromatid cohesion. The transcript is spliced from 29 exons. The record is from RefSeq and is a predicted model, not a curated record. Gene Ontology annotation, cellular component: chromosome. The coding region runs from base 181 to 3834 and encodes 1217 amino acids.
GCCCCCGCCGCCAUUUUCCAUGUUAUUCUCUGUUGCCACACAGGGUUUCACCAAAUUUGAAUGCAUUUAUUUCGAAUAUUUUGUUGAGUUUGGGUUAUUAAACACCCGGCUUCUCCAAUUUAGUGGAGGAGGGGAGCAUAUCUCCAAAUUCAGCCAAGGAGACAGCCUGCUUAGACAGCCAUGUACAUCAAACAGGUCAUCAUCCAGGGGUUCCGAAGUUACAGGGACCAAACGGUGGUAGACCCUUUCAGUCCAAAGCACAAUGUCAUUGUUGGAAGAAAUGGGUCAGGAAAAAGUAACUUUUUCUAUGCCAUCCAGUUUGUGCUCAGUGAUGAGUUCAGUCACCUGCGACCUGAACAGCGCCUGGCCCUGCUCCAUGAGGGAACUGGUCCUCGUGUCAUUUCAGCUUUUGUGGAGAUUAUAUUUGACAACUCUGACAACCGGCUGCCGAUCGACAAAGAGGAAGUCUCCCUUCGCCGUGUCAUUGGUGCAAAGAAGGACCAGUACUUCUUAGACAAGAAGAUGGUGACUAAGAAUGAUGUCAUGAACCUCCUGGAGAGUGCCGGCUUCUCUCGCAGUAACCCCUACUACAUUGUCAAGCAGGGAAAGAUCAACCAAAUGGCCACAGCACCGGACUCCCAGCGUCUGAAGCUGCUGAGAGAGGUGGCAGGGACACGUGUGUAUGAUGAGCGCAAGGAGGAGAGUAUUUCUCUCAUGAAAGAGACCGAGGGGAAGCGAGAGAAGAUCAACGAGCUGUUGAAGUACAUUGAGGAGCGUCUGCACACCCUGGAGGAUGAGAAGGAGGAACUGGCUCAGUACCAGAAGUGGGACAAGAUGAGAAGAGCCUUGGAGUACACCAUCUACAACCAGGAGCUGAAUGAAACCCGCGCCAAACUGGACGAGCUGUCGUCCAAGAGAGAGACUUGUGGGGACAAAUCCAGACAGCUGCGAGAUGCUCAGCAAGAUGCCCGAGACAAAGUAGAGGAGACAGAGCGUGUGGUGCGAGAGCUGAAGUCAAAGAUCUCAGCCAUGAAGGAGGAGAGGGAGCAACUAUCGGCGGAGCGCCAGGAGCAGAUCAAGCAGAGGACCAAGCUCGAGCUGAAGGCCAAGGACCUGCAGGACGAGCUGGCAGGCAACAGCGAACAGAGGAAACGCCUGCUGAAGGAGCGACAGAAACUGCUGGAGAAAAUCGAGGAAAAGCAAAAAGAGCUGCAGGAGACUGAACCCAAAUUCAACAUGGUGAAGGAAAAAGAGGAGCGGGGCAUAUCGAGACUGGCCCAGGCUACACAGGAGAGGACAGAUCUGUAUGCCAAGCAGGGCCGUGGCAGCCAGUUCACCUCCAAGGAGGAGAGGGACAAGUGGAUCAAGAAGGAGCUGAAGUCUUUGGACCAGGCCAUCAAUGAUAAAAAGAGGCAGAUUGCAGCCAUUCACAAAGACCUGGAGGACACAGAGACCAACAAGGAGAAGAACCUCGAGCAGUACAAUAAACUCGAUCAAGAUCUAAAUGAGGUCAAGAACCGUGUUGAAGAACUGGACAAAAAGUAUUAUGAAGUGAAGAACAAGAAAGAUGAGCUGCAGAGCGAAAGAAACUACCUGUGGCGUGAGGAGAACGCAGAGCAGCAGGCACUGGCAGCCAAACGAGAGGACCUGGAGAAGAAACAGCAGCUCCUUCGAGCCGCCACCGGCAAGGCUAUCCUGAAUGGCAUUGACAGCAUCAACAAAGUCCUUGAGCAUUUUCGUCGGAAGGGCAUCAACCAGCAUGUUAUCAAUGGUUACCACGGCAUCGUCAUGAAUAACUUUGAGUGUGAGCCUGCCUUUUACACUUGCGUUGAGGUGACUGCUGGUACCAGACUGUUCUACCACAUAGUGGAGACAGACGAAGUCAGCACCAAAAUACUAAUGGAGUUCAACAAAAUGAACCUGCCGGGAGAAGUCACAUUCCUGCCCCUAACCAAGCUGGACGUCAGGGACACUGCCUACCCAGAGACCAACGAUGCUAUCCCCAUGAUCAGCAAGCUGCGCUACAGCACCAACUUUGACAAGGCCUUCAAGCACGUGUUUGGAAAGACCCUGAUUUGCCGCAGCAUGGAAGUUUCCACCCAGCUGGCCAGAGCUUUCACCAUGGAUUGUAUAACUCUGGAGGGUGACCAGGUGAGCCACCGCGGAGCUCUGACAGGAGGCUACUACGAUACCAGAAAGUCUCGUCUGGAGCUGCAGAAAGACAUGAGAAAGGCUGAAGAGGAGCUGGGUGAGCUGGAAGCCAAGCUCAAUGAGAACCUGCGCAGGAACAUUGAACGCAUCAACAAUGAAAUCGACCAACUGAUGAACCAGAUGCAGCAGAUCGAGACACAACAGAGGAAAUUUAAGGCCUCCAGAGACAGCAUUCUGUCAGAGAUGAAGAUGCUGAAAGAGAAGAGGCAGCAGUCAGAGAAGACGUUCAUGCCCAAGCAACGCAGUCUCCAAAGUCUGGAGGCCAGCCUGCACGCCAUGGAGUCCACUAGGGAGUCACUGAAGGCCGAGCUGGGAACAGAUCUGCUCUCGCAGCUCAGCCUGGAGGACCAGAGGCGCGUCGAUGACCUCAACGAUGAGAUUCGUCAACUCCAGCAGGACAACAGGCAGUUGUUGAAUGAGAGAAUUAAGCUGGAGGGCAUCAUGACCAGAGUGGAAACAUAUCUCAAUGAGAACUUACGGAAGCGUCUCGACCAAGUGGAACAGGAGCUGAAUGAGCUGCGAGAGACUGAGGGAGGCACAGUACUGACAGCUACAACAUCUGAACUGGAUGGCAUCAACAAACGUGUCAAAGACACUUUGGCUCGAUCAGAAGAUCUGGAUUCUAUGAUUGACAAGACAGAGGGAGAAAUCAAGGACCACAUAAAGAGCAUGGAGCGCUGGAAGAACAUUGAGAAGGAGCAAAAUGAUGCCAUCAACCACGACACCAAGGAGCUGGAGAAGAUGACCAACAGGCAGGGCAUGCUGCUCAAGAAGAAGGAAGAGUGCAUGAAGAAGAUCAGAGAGCUGGGCUCGCUGCCUCAGGAGGCCUUUGAGAAGUACCAGACCCUCACACUCAAACAGUUGUUCCGAAAACUGGAGCAGUGCAACACAGAGCUGAAGAAAUACAGUCAUGUCAACAAGAAAGCUCUGGACCAGUUUGUCAACUUCUCUGAGCAGAAGGAAAAGCUGAUCAAGCGUCAGGACGAGUUGGACCGUGGCUACAAAUCUAUCAUGGAGCUCAUGAACGUCCUGGAGCUGCGCAAGUACGAGGCCAUCCAGCUCACCUUCAAACAGGUGUCAAAGAACUUCAGUGAAGUUUUCCAAAAGCUGGUGCCAGGUGGUAAAGCUACACUGGUGAUGAAGAAGGGUGAUGCUGAAGGCAGCCAGUCUCAGGAUGAGGGCGAGAGCGGCGCAGACAGUGAGAGGGGCUCCGGUUCACAGAGCAGCGUUCCUUCAGUUGAUCAGUUCACUGGAGUCGGCAUCAGGGUGUCGUUCACAGGGAAGCAAGGUGAGAUGAGAGAGAUGCAGCAGCUGUCUGGAGGUCAGAAGUCUCUGGUGGCUCUGGCCCUGAUAUUUGCCAUCCAGAAAUGCGACCCCGCUCCCUUCUACCUGUUUGAUGAGAUCGACCAGGCCCUCGAUGCCCAGCACAGGAAGGCCGUCUCAGACAUGAUCGUCGAGCUGGCAGGCCACGCCCAGUUCAUCACCACCACCUUCAGGCCUGAGCUGCUCGAGUCUGCUGACAAGUUCUACGGUGUCAAAUUCAGAAACAAGGUGAGUCACAUCGAUGUGAUCACAGCGGAGCAGGCCAAAGACUUUGUGGAGGAUGACACCACCCAUGGUUAACAGUCUUCGGCUCUCCAUCAUCAACUCCGCCUCCCUCUCCUCCUCCUCUAUAGUGCACUGCGUAGCUCGAAGCCUUCCACCGUCGGGCCCAAAGACAGAAAUAUCUCACUCUAUCUAUCCACCAGCCUGUUUUUAGCCCCUCUGUUGAAGAUAAACAAUGCAGCACAUCUAUGCUUCACAGACCAUUUCUGAAAUUGUUAAUUGUUGCUUUGACAACGCUCAGCUCAGAACUACUGGUAUUUACUGUUCACUUUUGACAUCAUUUCAGGCUGGUAAAACUACAAAUUAGAGAAUCCAAAAGUGGUUGUGUUGAAACUCUGCCAGCAGGGGACAUUAAAUGUCAAAUUUUCCUUCUCUGCCCGACAGAUGACAGAAGUGUUCUUUUUAUAUUUUGUCUGAAGAGGUCCUGAAGAGAGCACUUGUUACCUUUUUUGUGUUACUGUGUUGAGUUUUAUAACAAUCAGUUUGAGGGGAGUUUUGGCAAUUUGUCAUUUUAAAGUGCCAGAGAGGCUCUUGAAGGUAACAAGCUUUCAGAACCUUUUCAGACAGCAGAUCCUCUUGUGUACAGUUGAGACAGUUUUGAUAUGACUUAGAUGAAAAUUGUUGAAAUUAUACUUAAAAGCUCAGUGGAGAUAGGAGGCUCUUAAGCUGAUCCAGAGUUUUGUUUCUGUUGCCCCCUUGAAAAAAAGAGUUUUUUUUGUUCACUCUUGUUUCUGUAAUGUGUAUACUCUUUGUACUCAUGAAACAAUGCUAACUUGUAUCUGUCAUAACCAGCCUCGUGGCUUAAAAUGUUCAAAGGUUGUGGUUCCUUUUUAUGGUUGUUUCUGUAUGGCGUAAUUUCCUGUUUUUAGGUCAUUUAAAUAUAUAUGAAGGGUUUAAUUCCAAAGCAUCAGAUAUCCAGAUACAGAAAUCAACCCCACUCCAUGAGUUUGAUCAGUCAAUAAUUUCAAAAAGAAGUGAUUCAGCAGUGAAUAAACUAAAUCUAUUUGGGUCCUGAGGUGACUCAUAAUUUUAAUAAGAAGACAAAUUUAGCUUUUUCUAGAAUGAAACGUUUGUUUUGAAUUCCUCACUGGAAAUGUUGUUUGGGAUUAAACUCCUCAUAUGUUGUACCUAGUUUCAAAUCUGCUUUUUAAAUGUUUUGGUUCCUUUUUAUGUAACUAGAAAACUUACAAAAAUAAUAAAAGGUUUAAAAAUAAGCUGUA